This is a messenger RNA of Centropristis striata (black sea bass), 1637 nucleotides long. Its product is annotated as cytochrome c oxidase assembly protein COX16 homolog, mitochondrial. Gene Ontology annotation, cellular component: mitochondrial inner membrane. Lineage: Eukaryota; Metazoa; Chordata; Actinopteri; Perciformes; Serranidae. The transcript has 5 exons. The record is from RefSeq and is a predicted model, not a curated record. Bases 326 to 646 code for a protein of 106 amino acids. Gene Ontology annotation, biological process: mitochondrial respiratory chain complex IV assembly.
GCAGAGAUGGAAGGAAAAUUAUUUUAAAAAUUCUCUGUGUCAUGUGAAAUGGCCAGCAGUAGUGUAAAGUGUAUGCGCUCGUUGCAAACCGCAUAGAAGGUUAAAAGAUUGUGUUUGGCUGCCAGAACCAAAAAGUCCUUCAUACUGCGAAGAGAAAAAUGCAUUUCCCAUCGCUGUGAGAGUGACUCAAACAGGAACCUUCCACCGUGUCUUCACAACCACACGGGUAAUUUAGUGCGUCGGACCCAUUACGGAAAUGCUACCCGGCUGUGACCUGCUCUGUGUUUUCAUCAAUAAAAUGGACUUUUAGCUGGACAUAAGAGUCAUGUUUAGUUUAAAGGCGUUGCACAAAAACAAAACACUCAAAUAUGGAGUCCCUAUGAUUUUGCUUGUAGUUGGAGGUUCCUUUGGCCUGCGAGAGUUCACACAAAUCCGAUAUGAUGACCAGAGGGUCAAAAGAAAGCUGGAUCCUUCACUGGAGGCUAAAGUGAACGUCCAGAAGCAGUCAGUCAUACUAGAGGAGGAGUACAUGAAGUUGGAAAAGACCAAUUUGGAUGAGUGGAAGAACAUCCGUGGUCCUCGUCCCUGGGAGGACUCCAAGGAGUACCAGGAGCAGCAGCGAGCCAGGCUGAAUAAAGAAGACUGAGGUGCAGGGACGAGAGACUGCUCCAUCCUGCUGCAGUGUGUGUGUGUGUGCGUGUGUGUGUGUGUUGGACAGGACAGGUCCAAAUCAGUCUCUGCUGAGGCCCGAGUAGCCCUGCAGCUUCAGGACAUGGACUCAAACCUCUUUAGUCUUGGUUUGUGUCUGUCUUGUCUCUUCUUGUGGUUAAAAUCAUGCCACAUGAGCCCAAACCAUGAGAUCCAUAUGCAAUGGUCUUUAAUCUCACCUGUUGGUUGUUUACUCUCCACUCUGAUCAGGAGUUUGUAUUAAAAAACAACCAGUAGGUGGCACAUCUGUGUGCUGCUGCACCUUACCUUUCACACAGAAAGCAAAGAAGGACAAAUAUAGCAACGUAUGAUUUCCAUGUCUCAAUAAAUUAUGUUCUAUUGAUCCAAAUUGUUACUUUUACUUUUAUUUAGUUUUUGACAAAAGCUCGUAGAUGCGGUGAGUCUUUGUUUACAACAGUAUUGCAUUGAUUUACCAGUUGAAAGUAUCAAAGAAUAAAUAACACAACAGUCCAGCCUUUCCUGAGGCUUUAUAGAUCUCGACAGUAAUCUGUUUCUCUGACAGUUAUUACUUUGCAAUGCGCUGGAUUUAUUACGUUUAUAAUGGAAAUCGUAUUACCUUUUUUUCCUUUUUUUUUGUUCUACAAACCAAAAGAACAUGAUUUUUGCUGCAAGUCUUCAGAUUGGACGUAUAAGUAAUGUUUGUGUGACUGACAGAUAAUGUAUGUACUGCCUUUCCUCAUUCAGUUUGUGAAAUAGGAUGUAAUGAAUAUUCUUCAGGUGGAGAGGUCUGUAUGAAAAUGUCCCCGGAUACAUAUUCUGUAAUCACAUUUUUUAUGUUCAUGAUUUUUGAGUCACUUUAAUACCCAGUGUUUCUCCGGCUCGGGAACAAACAACAGCUCUUAUGUGAGGAUUAUUUCUUCAUGCACAGGUUGUACAGAUCCAAAUCUCCUUGCUUUGCCGUUGGUUGU